This is a messenger RNA of Alexandromys fortis (reed vole), 5295 nucleotides long. It is a transcript of the gene Htr7, whose product is annotated as 5-hydroxytryptamine receptor 7. Gene Ontology annotation, molecular function: G protein-coupled serotonin receptor activity; neurotransmitter receptor activity. Gene Ontology annotation, cellular component: plasma membrane; dendrite. The coding region runs from base 2182 to 3654 and encodes 490 amino acids. The record is from RefSeq and is a predicted model, not a curated record. Lineage: Eukaryota; Metazoa; Chordata; Mammalia; Rodentia; Cricetidae. Gene Ontology annotation, biological process: vasoconstriction; smooth muscle contraction; G protein-coupled receptor signaling pathway, coupled to cyclic nucleotide second messenger. The transcript is spliced from 4 exons.
CACCCCUGUAAAGACUAUGGUGUUUUUCUGUAUCAGCUUGACUGAGCUAAAACAAAUGUCACUGCCCUAGACAAGUGUGCACCUGAAAGAUACAUUGGCUGUAAAUUUCUAUGUAAAAACUACCAACCUCUAAAUCUUUGUAUAAAUCCCCAUUGUGAAAUAUUAUUUAAAAGCACCGAGGCAGAAUAUAUAUGCUGAAUAAAUUGGGGGUAGUGGUGCACAAGAAGAAAGUGAAUGAGUUCAUAUUCAAAGAAACAAAAGUGUCUUGAGUGAUGAUCCCCUUCAAGGAUUUUCAGAAGCCCGAGGACAGGUCUAAACCUCAAAAGUGAGCGCUGCGGCAUUUCGAUGUAGCCACACAAACCUGGAGAAACAAACUUCUUGGGCUCUGUUUCGUCCUCUGUACAUGGGUGAGCGGAAGGUUGCAGAGUUGCCUUCCAGGCACAAAUUAUUAUUUUUCGUUUGGGAGCAAUAUAGCAAUAAGUGAAGAUGAAGAACCAUCUUCUCCCAACAUCUUCAGUGCUAGAUAAUUGUGUUUUGUGGCCUAGGCAUUAUCCAUGCCACCUCUCACUCGAUUGCAUUGCUGUUUUCAGCAGAGGACAGCCCUAGACUGUAGAUUCUAGCAAAGGUGCUCUGAACAUCGGGCCACCGUUCAGGCCAUCAAUUUUUCUCUUUUAUUUCUUUCAGUGUACAGGGGAAGAUUAUAGACCUGGUAAUUAGCCAAGCCUGAGCUUGAAAUACAGUAAUUACUAAGCCAGUGGACUGCAAUAGUAACUCUUUCCUUAUCUGCCAAAAUAGGGCUAUUUCCUUGAAAAAUGAGAGUAUUAUUCAGCAUCCAGAUCAAUAUAUUUGAGUUUUUUUUCCUUCUUCUUUCUAUUUUAUAAGCCAUCGGGGCCUAACUAGAAAAGAAAAUAUAUUUGAAUAUUUUUGGAGUCCAAAGCUAUAGAAAUCACUGUGGCUUCCCAUAAAACUGUCAAACAAAUGGGAUGAAGCGAAGUCUCAUAUCAAUAGUAAGACGCAGCCUGCCACCGUGCCAGCGUGUGAAUUCUGGAGGGGGUUUUAGGCAAGAGAUAGUAAACCAACAUUCACCUCCAGGAUUACCUCGGCAGAACAUUAUAACCUGUCUUUCUCUGCAUGUGUGUGCAAGACUUCCUGAACGUUAAGGGAAAUUCAAGCCGCUUCUCGGUGUUGUGUAUUUGGAAACCUUAAUAUGAAGGCAGCCAGGGUCUCUUUUCAAGCCAAGAGGCCUGUCUCUAGCCCUCAAGAAGGUUAGUCAGUGUUGGGGCCCCCAGAAAGCCGGUGCCCAGUGCCAGCCAGCCUAGCUUCCUCCCCCACUUUUUUCUUUUUUCCUUUUCAUCAGAGCUCCUGCACCCACCCCAUCUGUCUGCUUCUUCUUUUCCAUCUUCGCUUUCUCUCAUAAGUGGUCAAAAUGGGAAACAAAAGUAUCUAUUUGUUGCUUGGUGCUCAAAAAGGCUUUUUUUAAAAAAUAUUUAUUUCCUAAUUUAUUUUUUUAUUAAAGGGUUUACAAACAAAAAUCUCUAACAAGGUUCUUCGCCGGCUCAUGCGCUGACCCCCCAAAUCUUCUUGAAAAGCAAACCUCCCCCACCGGCUUGUCAUUUGCUACGGUGCUGGGGGAGAAGGGGGGGUCUGCGGCAGGGCGAGCCGGGGCUGGGAAUUGGCAUCGUGUGGCGCGGCGGGGCUGCCUAGCAGGGGAAGCCCGUCCCAGAGCGCGCGGGGAGCUGGCGGCGGCCGGAGGCGGCGGCUGGGACGCGGCGCGGCUGCCGCAGGGGAGCGGCGGCGGCGGGCGCGAGGGGCGGGGCGCACUCCGCAACUUCGGCCGCGGUCGCCGGGCGGGCGCUCUCGGCCCUGGCGCGCGCCGCUGCGGGGCUGCGGUGCGGUCAGCCUGGCCCGGGCCGGUUCACCAACCCCGCGCCUCCUGCGCGCCCGUCGGGGACCGCUGGCGCCUCCCGCGGGGAGUCCUCGCCCACGCGUCACCCGCAGCGGCUGGGGGGACCCUGGGACGUGCGGGGUCGCCAGGCCGAGCCGGGCGCCCCCCAGUGGCCAGCGCAGGCCCCCAUGGCUGGGCCGCGCAGAGCCGAGCGGGCAAGGUGAAUCCAGCCCCGGGGCCGGCAGCCGGAGCGCUUGGCUGGGGUGCCGGCUCCAUGGGCAGCGGCGCUCGGCACGAUGAUGGACGUUAACAGCAGCGGCCGCCCCGACCUCUACGGCCACCUCCGCUCGCUCAUCCUGCCGGAGGUGGGACGCAGGCUGCAGGACCUCAGCCCCGACGGUGGCGCCCACUCAGUGGUGAGCUCCUGGAUGCCGCACCUGCUGAGUGGCAUCCCGGAGGUGACAGCUAGCCCUGCGCCCACCUGGGACGCGCCCCCGGACAAUGUCUCCGGCUGCGGGGAGCAGAUCAACUAUGGCAGAGUCGAGAAAGUUGUGAUCGGCUCCAUCCUGACGCUCAUCACGCUGCUGACGAUCGCGGGCAACUGCCUGGUGGUGAUCUCGGUGUGCUUCGUCAAGAAGCUCCGCCAGCCCUCCAACUACCUGAUUGUGUCUCUGGCGCUGGCUGACCUCUCGGUGGCCGUGGCGGUCAUGCCUUUCGUUAGCGUCACCGACCUCAUCGGGGGCAAGUGGAUCUUUGGCCACUUCUUCUGCAACGUCUUCAUCGCCAUGGACGUCAUGUGCUGCACGGCCUCGAUCAUGACCCUGUGCGUGAUCAGCAUCGACAGGUACCUCGGGAUCACGAGACCCCUCACAUACCCCGUGAGGCAGAACGGGAGGUGCAUGGCCAAAAUGAUUCUGUCGGUCUGGCUUCUCUCGGCCUCCAUCACCUUACCUCCGCUCUUCGGAUGGGCUCAGAAUGUGAACGAUGACAAAGUGUGCUUGAUUAGCCAGGAUUUUGGCUACACGAUCUACUCCACCGCCGUGGCGUUUUAUAUCCCCAUGUCGGUCAUGCUGAUCAUGUACUAUCAGAUUUACAAGGCUGCCAGGAAGAGCGCGGCCAAACACAAGUUCCCAGGCUUCCCGCGCGUGCAACCGGAGAGCGUCAUCUCCUUGAAUGGUGUGGUGAAGCUCCAGAAGGAGGUGGAAGAGUGUGCAAAUCUUUCGAGACUGCUCAAACACGAAAGGAAAAACAUCUCCAUCUUCAAGAGGGAACAGAAAGCGGCCACCACCUUGGGGAUCAUCGUGGGAGCCUUCACAGUGUGCUGGCUGCCGUUUUUCCUCUUGUCCACAGCAAGGCCCUUUAUCUGUGGCACCGCCUGCAGCUGCAUUCCACUGUGGGUGGAGAGGACAUGUCUGUGGCUGGGCUAUGCAAACUCUCUCAUUAACCCUUUUAUAUAUGCCUUCUUCAACCGGGACCUGAGGACCACCUACCGCAGCCUCCUCCAGUGCCAAUACCGGAAUAUCAAUCGGAAGCUCUCUGCGGCAGGCAUGCACGAGGCCCUGAAACUUGCCGAGAGGCCCGGGAGAGUCGAGUUUGUGCUCAUAACCAGCGUCCCAGGAGCCCAGCAGGCACUCAAGGACUUUCCUUGGGGUAACGGAGUGAAUGCAGGGAAAAAAAGUCCUGAAUACUGUUGCACUGACAAAACUCUGAGCACUGUAAAAAAAAAGGUCACGAUACAUGAUCCAGAGUGGAUUACUGGAGGCGAAUAGUGCAAAGCAGGCGGAAACUACGAAAUCUUUGGCUGAGACUGCAAAACGGAACGUGGCUUCUGUCUUCUUGGCAUGGCUGGAAUGUAACCGGGGGGAGGGUGAUCUGUUGUACAAAGUGUAUUUUGGGGGGAGGGAGACGGCGACCUCUCCCUUUCUUUUCCCUGUGGAUCAGUGAUAUUGUGUUUCAAUGAAAAUAGCUGUCGAUGUCAGACAGCCAUCUCAUCAGUAAGCACACUAACGGAGCUGGGUUCUGGGAGGGAAGCAGUUUCUGGUGCUUUCCACAAGUCCACAUCCAUGUGAGUGGGGGGGGGGGGGAUCCUAACGCACAACUCCCAUGCUUCCAGGCUAGGCUUCAUGGUAGCUCUCCAGGAAUCACCCAUGAGACAGAGUACAUACACUCCGUGGUCGGAUGGAAGGGGUCUGUCCAAGCAAACUGCAGUGAGUGUAGUGUUGAAUGUGAUGCAUGUCCUUGUUAGAAAACAGAAACCCGUCAUCAGCUGAUACAAACGAUUCCCCAGGGCAGUGUCUGUCCGAAGCUUUUGUCAAAUACUUUGGCUUUUCUGCAGGGUCCUUGUGACUUCCCACAAGUGUACGUCUGCUGUUAAACCCCUUCUCAUUGUGGUGUAACUCAGGAACAGAUCUCAGGACGGAGAGAGGCAGAAAACCCGAAUAAAGCUUUUCCUUGCCCUCGCACUCCUGAAGGCUCUGAGAGAGGACGGUAACUGGAGAAGAGUGAGUGCCACCUGACUGCAUUGUAUAUUAACACGAUUACUCGGCAUGUCGUUUUCUCUCAUCUUCUAUGAGGGUGCAAGGAGCCCACAGGCUGCUCUAUAACUGUGUCGUGAGGAAGGAGUGUGGCGAUGGAAUAUCCAUGAAUGGUUGCGGUGCUUUUGGAGACCGCAUAAACAUGUUUAUCCAGCUGAACUGUGGGAAUUGGAGGUCGUGUGGACCCCUGUUGUGAAUACUCUAGAACGCCGUCCUGUUUCAUGUAGAGAAUGUGUCUCUGUGUUCGUUCUCUGUAUCUUAAAUCAAAUGUGUGCCUGACGAGUUCUGUCCUCUAAGCCCUCCCCACAAUAAAAAUGGUCAGCAUUCAGACAGGUAAGGAGACAGAAAGGGUCCCUUAAAUGGUACUAGAUAGCAGUGUGGGUGAAGGAGAUGGACGGGCAGAGAUCGGAAGAAAACCCAUGUCCACACGGGCGAAAUGAAUGCAAACUGUAAUUUGAUAAAAAGAGAACUAAAAGAGAUGUUAUUUUCCUACAAUGAAGGAAGCUGUCCUCUCACCGGAUAAAACGGGUUCCAACAUGGAUUAUGGACUUCUUCCAGCCAUCACUGACAUUGCUUAUUAUGAGACACAGGGAAGGGCCCCUUCUUAUGAAGGGGAAGGAGGCACUGUCCUUCCAAAGUGUGUACAAAUUCCUGAGCCGCAGAUUUGCUAGAGUGACCGUAUAUACUUAUAUUCGUAAUUUAAAUACCAAUUAUGUCAGAUACAUGUUGUUAAAUUUGAAAAUGUUUUAUUACAUUACAUCAAAUAAAGGUUAUUUGUAGCUGUAAUAAAACAACCUAAGUAAUUGUUUUGAUAAAAGGUCUGGUGUCAUCCAUGUUACUCUACAAAGGAUGGUAGGGGCCUCCUCUGGGCUUGUG